Tympanuchus pallidicinctus (lesser prairie-chicken) is the source of this 7334-nucleotide messenger RNA. RefSeq names its product pleckstrin homology domain containing A6 (gene PLEKHA6). The transcript has 26 exons. The record is from RefSeq and is a predicted model, not a curated record. NCBI's taxonomy places the organism in Eukaryota, Metazoa, Chordata, Aves, Galliformes, Phasianidae. Bases 1561 to 5556 code for a protein of 1331 amino acids.
UUGGGGUGUGGGAGGACAAGGUGCUUCGUUCCCGGUGGCGUGCAGCCAACACGGGAGCUGGGGGAUGCUGUUAGCAGGCUGAGAGCCCUUGGAGGGGUUGGCCUGGAUUGAGCCUGACCAAGGAGGGGAGUGCAGUCAGGAUCCCCUUCCUCACAGGUCUGCUCUGGGUUUGGUGCUUGGCUGGUUCCCAGGGAUGGGAGGAGAGGCUGUACGCCCCUCCUCCUCUCCUGCUCCCAGCCCAUGUGGAUGACAGCUCACAGCCUCCACACCACAAGGAUGGCCACAGUGUAGGAACGGUUCCUGGGUUUUGGGUGCAGCUCAGAGGUGACUCGUUCUGUCCCCAGCUCCAGUUCUCAGUGUGCUUUUUGUAUCCUGGUGUAUCCAGCUUGCUGUGCACACUUCAAGGAGCUCUGCCAAUGCAUGGUAGCAGUGUGAGAUGGGGAGGUAGCACUCAUGGUAGCAGUGUGAGUUCCAGUGCAAAGAACUGCAGAACAGACUGGACACCUACAUGGAUGUGGAGCCUUAUGCACAUGACAAGCACUGAUGGAGAGGGGCUGUGCACCAUGCCCUGGAGACCAGGAGGGGUUCUGACCUCCUCCAGGGCAGGCAACUGAAGAGAAAGAGAAUGGGAUGCAGAGGAACUCCAGGCAAAAGCCUGAGCUGCUGGGAACAGCUCCUAGACAGAGGCAGCCAGCUGUGAAUCCUGCCAGGGAUGCACAGUGCUACUGAUGAGCUUUGGUGAUGUGCAUGUGGCACAGUGCUGCUGCUUGCACCAAGGGGGAGUGCAGGAGAGGGAUGCACCCAUGCAGCACUUUGGUCACCGCAGGGUCCUUGGGUUGUACUCCUGGCCGUGUCCCAAGCUUUUGUUUGCAAACGCUGGGCAGCAGUGACCUUCACAGUGCAGGAAGGGCACCGGGUGAGCCAGGAGGGUUUUCCCCAUGGGGAAAGGGUGGGGUUGUCCUCCCCGCGCUCGGCAAACUUUGACUUUGGGGAGGGGGGAGGAAAGCAGCACCCAGAGAAAGUUUGUUCUUCACUUCCUGUGUUUAUUCCCUUCCCUUUCUCCCUACCUUUUGGAAAAAAGCAAUGGGAGAUUGAGAAUAUGCUUUUUUUGUGUGUGUGUGUGUUUACCCUAAGGAAAAGCCCCAGCUUUUCUCUCCUGAGAGAUCCAGGGCAGCCCCCACCCAGAGCUGCUGCUCAGAGUCCCAGUGUAUGGCUGCUCUCUCUGGCACAGAUUUGCCCAUGGCCGUGGCCACCCUGGGCGACUGAUGGCUGUGACAUGGCCCAGCUGGCAGAGGCAGAACAGCGCUGCCCUGAGACCACGCAGCCAAGGCUGAACCCCACUUCACAGCUCCUGAAGCCACUACUGAGAGCAGCUCUGUGCCACCCUUGAGUGGCACCAGGGAUGGGGCAGGCGGUGAAGCGUUGGGGUGUUUGCUGGCUCUGGUGUUGGUGCUGGCACUGGGUGCACAGCAGCGGGUUGGCACGUGCCUAUGGGCCGUUGGGGGACCUUGAUCGCUGGCAGCAGAUGGUGGCAGUGAUUGGGGAGCUGCAGUGGUGUGGAUGAGUGCACGUGUCCCACCCCACAGCCAGCAGCGUGCCAGCAAGAGGAGCUGUGCAUUGCUCCUGGCUGCCCUCACAGCAGUGUCAGCCAAUGGUGCUCUAAAGGGGUGCACAGGGUUGACUGGGAGCCACCAUCUCAGCCUUGCUGGACCUUCCUCUGGUCUGCUGCUGGUGACGUGGUUCUCAUCCCCGGCUUCUCCUCGCUACCCUCCUGGCAGUGACAAGGACUGUUUGUGUUGGCCAAGCCACAAUGAAAGGCGGAACACCUUCCUGCACCCAGUGACAGGACAGCUCCCGGAAGAAAACUCAAGAUUAGACUUGCAAAAGCCGACCUUGGACAUGUCAAGCAAAGCAGGCAGCAAGCGCCCGGCGAACAGCAGCAACAGCAGCGAACCCUCCAACCACACCAUGGUGACAGAGGUGGCUCCGGAGCGGCCCGGAGGCCGGGUGCGUGCCCGGGUCCACGUGGCACAGAGGGCAACGACGGAGCAGACGGGAAGCGUGGGUCCCCCCAGGGCACUGAGCUCAUCCUCUCCUCCUCUGCAGGCGUCGCGCUCCUCCCGUAAGGGCAUCGCCUUCGGGAAGCGCUCCAACUCCAUGAAGAGAAACCCCAACGCCGCCGUCACCAAGAGCGGUUGGCUUUACAAGCAGGCCAGCUCGGGGGUGAAGCAGUGGAACAAGCGCUGGUUCGUGCUGGUGGACCGCUGCCUCUUCUACUACAAAGAUGAGAAGGAGGAAAGCAUCCUGGGCAGCAUCCCCCUGCUCAGCUUCCGCGUGGCAGCCGUGCAGCCCUCUGACAACAUCAGCAGGAAGCACACCUUUAAGGUGACGGUGUGCUGGGUGGAGGAGGUGCCGGCGAGUAACGAACAGUCCCUGUCUCCCCAGGCCGAGCACGCCGGCAUCCGGACGUACUUCUUCAGUGCUGAGAACACAGAGGAGCAGGAAUCCUGGAUCCAAGCCAUGGGCGAAGCUGCCCGGGUGCAGAUCCCCCCAACCCAGAGACACGAGAAGACGGAUUCUGAGAACAUCCCCCCCAGCAAACACCACCACCACCAUCGUAAUACCGUGCACCACGAGCACCCCAAAGCUGACCCCAGCGCCAAGACCCGGGGUGAAGGCGACGGCCGUGGCUCAGAGAAACUCGAGAGGAAACCAGAGAGGAUGGAGAGCAAGAAGGAACCCUUGGCCAAAGCCAACGGCAUCGCCGGGCAAGAGAUACCCUCUGAGCCCGGCAGCCCUUACCCCGAAGCACCGCGGGUGCCGACGAGCACAGAGCGGCCGCCCCAACCCAACGGUUGGCCCUACACGUCCCCCAGCCGCCCUGGCAGCACCGCCUACCCCCCACCCGAUGGGGAGAGCGCUGCCCAUCGCCGCAGCUUCGCCCCCCGCACCAACCCCGAGAAAAUGGCGCAGCGCAAGAGCUCCAUGACGCAGCUGCAGCAGUGGGUGAACCUGCGCCGGGGCAACGUGCCCCCCGAGGAGCUGCGCAGCCCCACCAGGUUUUACCCCGUGUCUCGCCGGGUGCCUGACUACUACCCUCCCUACUCACCCCAGUACCCUGAGGACUAUCAGUACUACCCACCCGGCGUGCGCCCCGACAGCAUCUGCUCCAUGCCCGCCUACGAGCGGGUCAGCCCUCCCUGGGCAUUGGACAACAACAAGCGGCAUUCCUUCCGCAACGGGGGCCCCUACCAGCUCCAGGAAUGGAAGGAGCACCCCGGCUACGGCCGGCAGGAUGUCCCGGUCUGGCUCCCUGGUAGGCAGCCGACUUAUUUCGAUGAGGUGGAUGCUGCCUCGGGGUCGCUGCGGAGGAUGUCGCUGCAGCCCCGCUCCCGCUCCGUGCCCCGCUCGCCCAGCCAGGGAUCCUACGGCCACACGCGGGUCUACUCCCCGGUGCGCUCUCCCAGCGCUCGCUUAGAGCGGCUGCCGCCCCGUGGAGAGGAGAUUUAUGUCGACCCCGGCACCUUCAUGAUGAGGAGAUCCAUCAGUUCUCCCAAGUACGACUACCUGGGUGACAGGCGGCCCAUCCCUGCAGGAAUGUACCCCUACCACUACCCCGCAUCCCCCACGGUCCACGACAAGAUGGAUGAACUUUUAGACCUUCAGUUGCAAAGAAACCUAGAGUAUUUGGACCAGCAGAUGAGCGAGAGCGAAACCCUGAUCAGUAUGGUGAACAGGAUGGUGGAGAGCUCCUCCCCUAGGGCUCAGCUCUACAUGCAAGUGACGACGCCUUUCCCAGAAGCCUACAGGGAGACCCUGCAUGCCUACAAGAUAAGCGAGCAAGACACUGAUAAGCUGCUGGGGAAGCUCUGUGAGCAGAACAAAGUGCUGCGGGAGCAGGAGAGGCUGGUGCAGCAGCUCCGAGCAGAGAAGGAGAGUCUGGAGAGUGCCCUGAUGGGGACACACCAGGAGCUGGAGAUGUUUGGGAGCCAGCCUGCCUACCCUGAGAAGCUGCUGCACAAGAAGGAGUCUCUGCAGAACCAGCUCAUCAACAUCCGCGUGGAGCUGUCACAGGCCAGCACGGCCUUGGCCAACAGCACAGCUGAGUAUGAGACCCUGGAGAGCGAGGUGUCCGCCCUGCACGAUGACCUCUGGGAGCAGCUGAACCUGGAUAUCCAAAAUGAAAUGCUGAACCGACAGAUCCAGAAGGAGAUUUGGCGGAUCCAGGAUGUGAUGGAGGGGCUGAGGAAGAACAACCCAUCCCGCGGCACCGACACUGCUAAGCACAGAGUGGCCAUCGGCCCCUCGGGCACCUACAGCUCCAACAGCCCUGCCAGUCCACUGAGCUCCGCCAGCCUCACCAGCCCCCUCAGCCCCUUCUCCCUCAUCUCUGGCUCCCAGGGCUCGCCCACCAAGCCAGGUCCCAGCGAGGAACCCGGCCCGCCUCGACCUCCCCUCCCCAAGUCGUACAUCCCCCUGGAGCCUCCUCCGACCGUACCUCCACUCCCUAGCGAGAGCCGCCCCUGGCCGUACCCCACCUCCCCUUCCUGGCAGCGAGGCGGCGAGUCGCAGAGGGGACAGCCCAAACCAAGCUUGGAGCAAAGCAAGAAGGAGACGCAGCGAGCGGCUGCUCCCAGCUCCACUGCUGAGGGGCUGCUGAGCCGGCAGGAGCAGGAGGCAGAAAAACAAGCUGCCCUCAACAAAGUGGGCAUUGUGCCGCCCCGAACCAAAUCCCCGACGGAGGAGGAGGUGGUGCCCACAACAGGGAUGCUGAGGAGGAGUGCCAGCGGCAUGGCCAACGGGCUGGGCUCCCGGGAGAGGCCGAAGAGCGCCGUGUUUGCCAAUGAGACAAAGGUGAAGAUGAGCGUGGAGGAGCAGAUUGACCGCAUGAAACGCCACCAGAGCGGCUCCAUGAAGGAGAAGCGGCGCAGCCUGCAGCUGCCUGGCAGCCAGCAGCCAGACACCCCUGGCACGAAGGCACCCACGUCCUACAAAGUGGUGCGCCGGCACCGCAGCAUCCAUGAGGUGGACAUCUCUGACCUGGAGGCAGCGCUGCGGUCUGAUGAACCUGGCAAGGUGCACGAGACACCCCGAGAGGAGAUCGCCCGGCUGCGCAAAAUGGAGCUGGAGCCACAGCACUACGAUGUGGACAUCAACAAGGAGCUAUCCACACCGGACAAAGUCCUCAUCCCUGAGAGGUACAUUGAACUGGAGCCUGACACGCCACUCAGCCCCGAAGAAAUGAAGGAGAAGCAAAAGAAGGUGGAAAGGAUAAAAACCCUCAUUGCCAAAUCCAGCCUGCAGAACGUCAUCCCCCUGGGUGAGGGUGAAGUGGAUGCUCCCCAGGACCCCGAAACACAGCUGCAGGAGCAGGAGAAGAGGAUAGAGAUCUCAUGUGCUCUGGCUGCUGAGGCAUCCCGCCGGGGCCGCAUGCUGUCGGCUCAAUGCGCUACCCCAAGCCCUCCCACCUCCCCAGCUUCCCCGACUCCACCGACCAACCCCCUCUCGUCUGAACCAUCCCGGGUCGCCGACUGCAGCCAUUUUAUGCGUGUCUGAGCCAUGAACUCAAGCCCUGGCAGCCGCUGGUGCCAUCAAGUCUCAUGGGGCCACGUUCUAGUGCAGCACUACAUGCGCCAUGGCUCGACACUGACCCUCUCUGCGCCAUCGUUUUUGGUUCUCCUGGACCCCUUCCCUCCUUCCCAUCGAUGGCAUCACCAUUGGGGUGGAUGAGAGGGGAAGAUGCAGCUCCAACGCUCUGCCCCAUCCUGGAGGAGCUGUGCAGAUGCCAUAAGCGCCGUCCCCAAGGACUGGGGACACUGAGCUUCCACCCAGCACUGGGACACAGCUGCGUUGUCCUGGGUGCAUGGAGGGACAUGUGCAGCUCUGGAGGAGUGCAGCACCCUUCAGCUCUCUGUGCAUUGGUCACACAAAGGGGGCCGUCUCCACUAUGGAUGGUGCAUUCUCCACGUGCAUCUGUGCUCCUGGCUGUGCCCUGAAAGCUUUCAGCACCUUGCUGGAGGGAGGUGCCAGCCUCAUCGUGGCUGCAAGUGGGAACAGGGCGCACGGAGAGGGGACACAAUGGGACACAGGUGUCCCGGGGGCCGGGAUGGUGAGGGCUGCCCAGCACAGAGCCGUGGGCAUGGAGCAGCAGGUGCAGGCAGGGACAGGGGAUGUGGGGAAGGAGCAGAGGAACGGAGCGGAGCCGAUGGGCCAAGCAGCAAUCUGCAGGAUGGAUGAGGAUGGUGACAAGGAAGGGACCGGGUCGGAGCCGUGAAUGCUUCCAGGUGGUAGCAACGCUUUGCUCAUGGUCACCUCUGUCACAGCCCAGGUGGCCCAGCAGGAAUUCCGUGACACAUGCAGCACUCCCUGGGCAGCCUUCUGUGCUGGAGGAGGGAUUCCUUCUCCCGCAGCACCGGGGAUGGAUGUGGGGACAAGGAGGGGGCACCUCAGCUGCGCAGCAUGGACUGGAUCCCUCUGGUCUCACCGCACGCCAUUGCACUCCAACCACGUCAGCUUGGUCAUUUCUCCUACUGCCUAUCCUUGAUUUCAUUUUAUUUUCGCUUUCCAAACGGAGGGAAAAACGCUGUUUCUGCCUGAAAACACAGCGCAGUGUGUGGGGGGGUGGGGGGCAGAGGUGGGGGUUGGGCAGUGUCCCUAUGGCUGGAUCCUGAUGUGUGCCCCCUCUGCAUCCCCAACCCCCCUCCCCGCUCUUAGCAAUACUCAUAGGAUCCCAGGAACCCCAGUCCCCCUCUCCUCCUGCAGCCCCCUUAGCUCAUAAAGCUGGCCCUUUAUUUUGCUAUUACAUGCCUUAAUAUAUGUUUUAUGGAGAGUUAUACAUUUAUUAUAUACGUAUAUAUAUAUAUAUAUAUAUAUAGACGGGGUUUGUUUUUUUUUCUCUUCUUUUCUGGGAGGUAGUUUUGUGCUGAUCUCUGCAGGGUUGUCAGCACAACGAGAGCCAGUUUAUCAGAAAAUUUAAAAUUAAAAAAAAAAUAAUAAAAAUUAAAAUGAAAAAAAAAGCCAAUAUAUAUAUAUAUACACAUAUAUUUUUUUCUGCUUUUAUGAAAAGCAAAUUUAUUUAAAAAUAAAAUAUAUAUAUAUAUAUGUGUGUAAAGAGAGCGUAAGGUGGAAGAGGUGACGCCUUUAUUUCCCCAGCUGGGGGGUGUGCAGGGCAGAGCCCUUUGUGCAGGGGGGGUUGGCUGGGGGGCACUGGGCCUCUCCCAUGGCUGUAGGAGAUGGGAACCUCUGUGUCCUCAUCCCACAGCUGCAGUGCAAUGGAAAGGGGUCAUUUGGGGCUUUUUUUUUCCUUUCUUUUUUUUUUCUUCUUUUUUUUUUUU